UUUUGUCAGAAGAAUGAUCUGUGGAUUUUUAUUGAAUCCCGCAGUUUAUGAUGAAAUAGCCGGAAAAUUACUUGAAGAAAUCAGGGAUCUUGAAGAAAAACGAGAUAUUCUCAAGAAAAGUCUGCAAUUACAACUCAAUAAAAUAUCAAAAUCAGACAUAUCCGAUCUUUUGGAACUUUUCACUGCAUUGAACGAAGCCAAGGAUGGAAUGGGUGACAUUGUCAAAUCAUAUCUUGAUGUAAUUGACAUGUAUGGCCAUCCUCUCCCCAUCAGUGAUCUUCAUGUCAUUGGAUCAGUAGCUUCCUACUGUACAUCACUAUCAAUGCAUUUCACAGAUUGUGAUCUCAGGCCAGCCUCACUUCAAACCCUGGCAUCUGAAUUGAAAGGAUCAAAUGUAAAGACCAUGCAAUUGUGGCUGGAUGGAAAUCCAAACAUGGGAGUUGAAGGUUUAUCAUCACUUGGACAAAUACUUUCCAAUCAAUCCUGUGUUGAAAGGUUGGUCAUUGGCAACUGUAACCUGUCGUCAGAUCAACUACAAGCUUUCAAAUCCUCAAUAGGCAAUAGAACAAAUAUCAUGAAUUUGUACCUGCAAGGAAACACAAACAUGGGAGUUGAAGGAUUAUCAUCAGUUGGACAAAUACUCUCCAAUCAAUGCUGUGUUAAAUGGUUGGGCCUUGACAACUGUAACCUGUCAUCAGAUCAACUACUGGCUUUCAAAUCAUCCUUGAGCAACACAGAGAUAGAGUAUUUGUUUAUGAAAGAAGAUCGUAUUGCAAACCAUGAAGAUAUUGUUGCAGUUGCAAAUCUGCUUCCUAAUGUUACAAAGAUGUUGGCAUUGGAUAGAUGGAAAAUAGCAAAUGAAGAUAAAGAAAUGUUACAGAAUCAAUUGAAUGAAAUUGGAUCAGAGAAACUAGAAAUUCAGUUGAAUUAUGUCACAAAACUCAUGAGUCAAAGAAAGUCAGCAGAUGCUACAACCAAUGUUUUUUCUAAACAACUUCCAACCACAACUUCAAAAGCUGAAUUUGGAUCACCAUAUGACAGUUUUGAGAAUACUGGAGAAAAUGUGGAGACUUUACAAGAAGUAGGAAGCCCCAGAAGUGAACUCUUGCUGCCUGAAGAAGAAGCAGAACAAACAGAUAAAGAAGUAACUGAACAACUUGCAAAGCCAACUCAGCAUACUUUGCAUCAAAUAGAAAAUGUUUCAUCUCAAAGAAGUGGAUCCGACAUUCUUUUGACUUGGGAUGCAGUAUCUGACAGAAACGUUCUAUACAACAUAGAAAUCUUCUGCGAUGAUGUAAAACUCGGAGAGACUCACACUACAAAGGUUCCUCAGUACAAAAUGAAGUCACCUACACUUGGUAAAACAUAUCGUUUCCAAGUCUGGGCCAAAGAUGCUCGGGGAAACUCUGGCAUAAAAACACCGUCGAACAAUGUUAUUAAAUUGGUAAACGUUGAAGUUGCCGGUGGCUGCAUGAGACUGAACGAAUGCAAAGUCACGUUUCCUAUUGGAACUUUCAACAAACAAACAAAGGUCUGGAUGUCGGUUGGAAUUGACAAUUCACUAUGCCCAGAAGAAUACAUUGGUAUCGCACCAGUUUUCGAUAUCAGUGCAGAUUCAGAAUUCCUCAAAGAUGCGAUUGUGCAAAUCCAGUCAUGGUGCAUCGGUCUAGAUAAAGACAAAAUUGACAUAUUACAUUUUUCAAGUAAAACUGACUGGGACAAUAUUAAUCCUGAUCGAAUCACAGAGGAUAACAGCAUAGAAUUUCGAUGCAGAAAGUUCAGCCGAGUUAUGGCCGCCAUCAGGUGGUUGAUAUUUGGAACACAGGAGCUUCUUAUGGAACAUCGUCUUUAUAUUUUGAACAAAAACCAAUUUUAUUUUGCAUUUUUCACAUGCUGUGAGACUGUUCGAAGCCAUGUCAUAUCUUACUUCCAAGAGUUGAGAGGGCAACUUGCUCCUAUCCCACUUCCCCAAGUCUUACUACGAACUGGAGACAGAGUUCGCAUAAAUCUCCAAAUUGAUCCUGAACAAGAAGACUUGCAUUUCAAUUAUCUUAAUGGCUAUACCUUCCGAGUAGACAAAACAUUUCUAGGAAAGCAAAGAAAUGAUUACAUGUUCCGUCUUCUCCCUGAAUUAGAAGAAUAUCCCAGGAGUAAAAUCAGAUAUGAGAUGAUUAAAUAUGGUAAUGACCAGGAGAUAUGCGACCGUGAUUUUGAUUUUCCAUUAGAACCAGUAGAUCAUCAACCACUAACUUACAACUUCUUUGGGGAUUCGGAACAAGUGCACAUAAUGGGACGAGGAAACGUACACACAAGUCAACAAGGAUUACAGCAGGGGCAAAAUCAACUGCUGUUCACAAUUGCUGUACUUCUGUUACUUGUUGCUAUUUUCCUCGCUUUUUUAGUGGGGUGGCCUGAUUCUACCAUGUAAUUUGUUUGUACUACCUACUAUCUAUCUGCAAUCUUUCAAAAUUUAUCGCAAUCUUACCCAAAGAGUCUCUCAAAUUAACCUGUCAACUGCUGGUAUAUACUGAGUUUAUAUAUUUUAAAACAUCCCUAUGAAGUUUAGUAUUGCAAAUUUGUUUGCAAACCCAUAACGAGUGAUAAACUAAGUAGGUUGGGAAUUAAUGGCUGUUAUAAUAAAUGUUGGACUUGGGUGAUGAUUAUUUACUGUUGACUCCUCCUUGUGGUUUGACAAAAUGCUCCUAACCAGAGAGAGAAAAUUAGUAUCUGAGAACUUUGCUGGAGCCCGGUGUAACUUUGCCCUCUCAUCUAUGUAAAGUAACAACAGAUGUGAAUUAUAAAUUCUAUUUAUAUUAUAAUUGCGAUACAUGUUACAAUGACAUGCAAUGCUUAUUGUAAAUUUCCAUUUUUUGAUUUGUGUAUGUCAGCCUUUUAAAUUUUCAUUUACUGCUAUCAGCAUUUCUUGUUUAUCAUGAUUGACAAAACUGUACCUAAUCUUGCUGUAUUGGAAUGGAAUAACAAUCGCAUAAAUAAUUCAACUUAUCCAA
Molecule: messenger RNA, 3008 nt
Organism: Styela clava
Lineage: Eukaryota; Metazoa; Chordata; Ascidiacea; Stolidobranchia; Styelidae
Source: RefSeq, a predicted model, not a curated record